Molecule: messenger RNA, 312 nt
Organism: Mesorhabditis spiculigera
Lineage: Eukaryota; Metazoa; Nematoda; Chromadorea; Rhabditida; Rhabditidae
Source: the annotation of a GenBank genome assembly
AUGGACCGAAACUUCACGGACGUCUUGAGUUUUGUGUCGUACAGUGAGCCGAAGACGGGCGCGCUGCAUCAAAUAUUUAUUUGGUUGAUCCUGAUUGUUACCUGUAUGGUCACAUGCCUGAUUUUGCUACGGUUAUGCCAUUGCGUCGGCGGGUAUUGUCGUGAUUUCCGGCCUCUUACGGACGUGGACCAGAUACGCCGGAGAUAUGAACGUCACUGGCAACAAUUCGAACUUCUCGAAAACCCCCCAUCGCCUCGUCGAGGCUCUUUCUCACAUUACGACACUGAACUCCAACCUGUAACCAACCAUAUU